AUGGCACAGGCUAUGCGGCAGUCUUCUCUACAAGGAGAGCUUGAGAUAGAAGUUGAGAUCAGAGCUUCGGCCAAGCAGUACCACAACUUGCUAGUUGGAAGCCCACAAGAUGUUCCGAGAGCCACUCCUAACAACAUCCAGGGAUGUAAACAGCUCGAGGGAGAGUGUGGCAAAGUUGGCAAUGUCAUCUUCUGGAACUAUGUCAUUGAUGGACAGCCAAAGGUGAUGAAGGAGAGGAUCGAAGCACUGGACUCGGAGAAGAAUCUGAUGGUGGCUAGGGUAAUUGAGGGAGAUUUGAUGAAAGAGUUCAAGAGCUUCUUGAUCACUAUCCAGGCGACCCCGAAGCAAAGAGGACCUGGGAGUGUGGUUAAGUGUCACAUAAAGUAUGAGAAGAUUGAUGAGAAGGUGGCUCACCCGGAGACUAUUCUCGAGCUGUUUGUCAAAGGAUCCAAAGACAUGGACGAAAUGCUUUGCUCCAAAGUCUAG
Thlaspi arvense is the source of this 486-nucleotide messenger RNA. The record is from the annotation of a GenBank genome assembly. Lineage: Eukaryota; Viridiplantae; Streptophyta; Magnoliopsida; Brassicales; Brassicaceae.